Messenger RNA from Acyrthosiphon pisum (pea aphid), 2900 nucleotides. RefSeq names its product Choline acetyltransferase (gene ChAT). Gene Ontology annotation, cellular component: cytoplasm; neuron projection. Gene Ontology annotation, biological process: neuromuscular synaptic transmission; acetylcholine biosynthetic process. The record is from RefSeq and is a predicted model, not a curated record. The coding region runs from base 1 to 2445 and encodes 814 amino acids. Lineage: Eukaryota; Metazoa; Arthropoda; Insecta; Hemiptera; Aphididae. The transcript has 12 exons. Gene Ontology annotation, molecular function: choline O-acetyltransferase activity.
AUGGAUAUUGGAUGGGUGACGGUGGGCAAUUCGUAUUUUAUACGAAGAUUUUGCGAGGGACUAGAGGGAGAAGAAAGUGAUUAUGGUGGUGGUGACUGUAGCGGUGGCGGUGGUGGCGGCGACCUUGUUGGGAAAAACGGACACUAUAAUAUAGUUACCGAGUUACGUGAUACAUCACGCGCGUGCGGUUACACGGGGAGUCGCGGCGUGGUCGGUACGCAUAGUCGACGCUCGGUCAAGGUGGAUACGGACGCGACGCUCGCGACGGCCGACCAAGUCGGACCGGCUGCGGCGGAAGACGGCGGCACAACCGGCAGCAAACUGCACGCUGCAAUCGUAGCGUCCGUCGCGGCGUCGCCGCAGAAGUUGGCCACUACCAUCAGGGGCUUCUGGAACUCGUCCGCGGGUCCGGCUGCUAACUCGGUUCUGGGAUGGCGGGGAAAUAUCAAGGAAACGAUCGCAAAAGGAUGGUGGAAUCUAAAUACGGAACGUACGGACAAGGACGUGGCUUUAGACUCGGGCGAACAACGGCCAAGAACACCGGACGAAGAGACAAAACUACCAAAACUACCAGUGCCUUUGUUGGAACGUACUACGAAACUAUAUCUGGAAACGCUGAAACCAAUAUUAAAUGAAAAACAAUACGAACAUGCUAGAAAGCUAGUGGCAGACUUCACGAGUGGGCCUGGUCCAAUGUUACAAGAAAUAUUGCUCGAACGCAGAGAAGAACAUGACAAUUGGGUGUAUGAUUGGUGGCUUCACGAUAUGUAUCUGUGCAACCAAUCUUCGUUGCCAGUUAAUUCCAAUCCCGGAAUGGUAUUUCCACCACUACCAAAUCUAUCAGCAGAGACGCAGAUGGCCAAAUUUUCAGCUAGAUUUGUAGUUGAAAUGAUGAAUUUCAAACGAAUAUUGGACAAACGAGAACUACCUGUAGAAAAAGCUGCAUCCAGAGAAAAAGGACAACCGUUAUGCAUGGCACAGUAUUAUAGACUAAUGAAAUCAUAUAGGGAACCAGGAUUAGUUAAGGAUCGACUCGUAGACUUCGAAUCAGAUUUGACAUUAUCAAGACCUCACAUUAUAGUUGCUUGCAAGUCACAGUUUUAUGUGUUGCGAUUAACUUCGGGUGAAGACGCAACUCCCAUAACUGAAGAAGAAAUUGUAACAAAACUACUGAACAUUAUAAUGGACGCUAAAAAAACCGCUGGCACUGCGGGUACAUAUUCGGUGGGCAUUUUAACAUCGCAAAAGAGAGACGACUGGGCGCAUAGCAGGGAGUUGUUGAUGAAAAGUGCAUCUAAUCGCAAUAAUUUAGCAUUAAUCGAGCGUUGCUUAUUUUUCAUCAAUUACGAUUUGGAACCACUUGGUCUGGAAUUUAAUUCCACGUGUAAAGUAGGUGCAAAAGGCUAUAGACUAUCGAAUGACAGAGACGAGACAAACAUGAUGCAUCAAAUGAUCCACGGUGGAGGUAGUGAGUACUGUUCUGGCAACCGCUGGUUUGACAAGACUAUACAAUUGGUCGUUGGAAGAGACGGUGCAAAUGGAUUAUGUUACGAACAUUCACCAUCUGAAGGAAUUGCAGUUAUUGAAUUAAUGGAAAAAUUGAUUAAAAGUACUAAAGACUUAAACGAACAAUCAAUAGAUAUAAUGACAUCAACAGAAAAACCAGAAAAACUCAUAUGGAGUGUUAAUAAUGAACUCAUAAAACACAUAGCUGAUGCUUCUACUGUUUUGGACAAAUUAGUCAAAGAUUUAAACUUCCAUGUAUUCCGAUUCACUCAAUACGGAAAAGAAUUCAUAAAAUCUUGUAAGAUCAGUCCAGAUGUCUACAUACAACUUGCAAUGCAAUUAGCUUAUCAUAAGCUGCACGGUAAACUGGUGGCUACGUAUGAGAGCGCCUCCACCAGACGUUUCCGAUUGGGUAGAGUGGAUUGCAUACGAGCGGCGACUGUGGAAGCACUGGAAUGGGCUAAGGCAAUGAAUCAGUCUGCCGUCACCGAAACUGGCAUAUUAGGCACAAAGAAGAUAUACUAUACAGUGACUGAUAACGAAAAACUUCAACUUUUCGAAACUGCAGUAAAAAAACAAACUGACAUCAUGAUAGACAAUAUUCUCGGUAUGGGAAUAGACUCUCACUUAUUGGGAUUGAGACAAGCAGCAAGAGAAAAUGCCAUAUCGUGUCCAGUAUUUGAAGACGAUUCAUUUAGAAUUGCCAAUCAUUUUUCAUUAUCAACAAGUCAACUAUUAACUUCCACGGACAGUUUCAUGGGCUAUGGACCAGUUGUGCCGGACGGUUAUGGCGUUUCCUAUAAUCCCCAAAGCAAUUCUUUGGUAUUCUGUGUAUCUUCGUUCAAAUCAUCUAAAACCACAAACAACAAUGCUUUUACUGUAGCUCUAGAACAAAGUUUGAUGACAAUGCAGAAAAUGAUAUACAUGAAAAGAAAUUAAGACAACGUUGUUCAUAUUGUUCGCAUCCGUUUUUGGAAUUUUCUCAUCUUAUCUUUAGUACCACAUACAUAUCUUUGAGUGAUAAAAUAAGUUCAAUAUUAUAUUUGUACAAUUGUACUUUACACUUUGAAAUUUUUAGUUACCAAACACUAAACCAUUUAUCGAAUGCAUUACAGUGCAUUGCGUCGUUAUAAAUUUAUUCAUAUUCUACCACGUCAAAAACUAACCUAAAGUUUAUAAGCACUAAUUGUUAUUGUUUUAUUUAUUUAUUUAUAAUGUUACAGCUUUUUUAAAACUUAUAACUUUAAAAUUUAUUUUUAUUCGUUAUAUUAAUUAUACUGUAUCGUUACUAUUUGUGGACUUGUGAUGUUUCAAGUGAUUUUAGGCAUGAUUGAAUUAUUAAAAACCAAUAUUAAAAUAUGAAAUUAAGAAAAUGGAUUCUCAUAAUGUAGGUA